AUGUCAUCUACCUCUACAUCAAUCACAAGUUCAACCUCAACAAAGUUUCAAUCAGAUUCAACUUCAAUAAAACCAAAAGAACCAAUAAAUUUAUCAGCUUUUAAACAUGAAACUAUAGUAUAUCAUAAACAAGAUAAUUCAUAUUGGUUUUAUGAAAAAUCAAAAGAUUCAUUUCCAGGUCAAGCAUUUGGAUUAGAAAUUUUGGAAAUUUUAUAUCAUACAAAAACUAAAUUUCAAGAUAUUUUAAUCUUUAAAUCAAAAAAUUUUGGAAAUGUAUUGAUAUUAAAUGGUAUUAUUCAAUGUACAGAAAAAGAUGAAUUUGCUUAUCAAGAAUUAAUUACUCAUGUACCAAUAAUGUCUCAUCCAAAUCCUAAAAAGGUAUUAGUUAUUGGUGGAGGAGAUUGUGGAGUUAUAAGAGAAUUAAUUAAACAUGUUGAAGAUAAAACUGUUGAAUCUAUAACAAUGGUUGAAAUUGAUGAUAUGGUUAUUAAAUUAUCGACUCAAUAUUUACCAGAAAUGGCAAAAUAUCAUAAUCAUCCAAAUGUAAAAUUAAUAAUUGAAGAUGGUUUUAAAUUUUUAAAAGAAACUCAAUCAAAAUUUGAUAUUAUUAUAACUGAUUCAUCAGAUCCAGAAGGUCCAGCAGAAGAAUUUUUUCAAAUAAAUUAUUUUAAAUUAUUAAAUAAUGCAUUAUCAAAAAAUGGUAUUGUUAUAAUGCAAUCUUCUGAAAAUAUUUGGCUUAAUUUAAAAUAUUUAAAAAAUUUAAUUAAAAAAUCAAAUUUGAUUUUUAAAAAUGUUAAUUAUUUACAAUGUUAUAUGCCUUCUUAUACUUCUGGUCAAUUAGGUUUAAUUAUUGCAACAAUGGAUGAAAAUUUAAAUUUAUCAACACCAUUAAGAAUAUUUUCAAAAGAAAAAGAAAGUAAAAUAUUUAAAUAUUAUAAUCAUUUAAUUCAUCAAAGUUCUUUUAUUUUACCUACUUGGGCUAAAGAUUACUUGGAAAAUAAUAAUGAUUGA
This is a messenger RNA of Lodderomyces pseudojiufengensis, 1011 nucleotides long. RefSeq names its product spermine synthase. The coding region runs from base 1 to 1011 and encodes 336 amino acids. The transcript has a single exon. Gene Ontology annotation, molecular function: spermidine synthase activity. Lineage: Eukaryota; Fungi; Ascomycota; Pichiomycetes; Serinales; Debaryomycetaceae. Gene Ontology annotation, cellular component: cytosol. Gene Ontology annotation, biological process: spermidine biosynthetic process. The record is from RefSeq and is a predicted model, not a curated record.